Messenger RNA from Tripterygium wilfordii, 2659 nucleotides. Its product is annotated as vacuolar-sorting receptor 1-like. The transcript is spliced from 12 exons. The record is from RefSeq and is a predicted model, not a curated record. Bases 395 to 2263 code for a protein of 622 amino acids. NCBI's taxonomy places the organism in Eukaryota, Viridiplantae, Streptophyta, Magnoliopsida, Celastrales, Celastraceae.
CCACUUAAAGCCGGUUUAGAUAAUCAGAUCCUCUCUCCUCUCUUGCUCUAUUACUGCCAAUUAUCCAUCAAUCUCAUCGAUUAGAUUUUUUUACUUAAUAUAUGAAUUUCAAGUUAGAUUUCUUCUUCCGUAAAUAAUCGCCCGGAACCAUUCAAACAAGCCCCUUUUCCACGCUUUUGAAACUUCACUAUAGGAGACCCCCAGAUAGUUUAAUCGAAAAUACGUUUUCCGCUUGGAUUCUUUACGUUUUAAGGAAAAGGACCUUAAUUUAACUUUAUCUGUCUUCUCAAAAAGCUCUCUUGGUGUUAAUUUCCAGAGCUUCCAACAGUGUUUGUUGCUGAUCUGGGUUUUUGUUCUUUUUUUCCCUUGUCCUGCGACCUUUGGAGUGAUCGAUAUGAGGGAAAAUUUGGGGGUUUUGGUUUGUGUGUGGUUUCUGCUAUGUGGGUCUUGUAUAGGUCGGUUUGUGGUGGAGAAGAACAGCUUGAAGGUAACCUCCCCAGAUUCAGUGAAAGGUGUGUACGAAUGUGCAAUUGGUAACUUUGGGGUUCCUCAAUAUGGAGGCACCUUGGUUGGGACUGUUGUGUACCCAAAAGCCGAUCAAAAAGCGUGCAAGGACUUCAGUGAGGUCGAUAUCUCCUUCAAAUCUAAGCCUGGAGGACGACCAACUUUCCUCCUUGUUGAUCGAGGAGAUUGUUACUUCACCUUAAAGGCAUGGAAUGCACAGAAAGGUGGAGCAGCAGCUGUUCUUGUUGCAGACAACAAGAUUGAACCAUUGAUCACAAUGGACACCCCGGAGGAAGAGAAUGCAGAUGCUGAGUAUCUAGAGAAAAUCACCAUCCCUUCAGCUCUUAUCAGCAAAUCCUUGGGGGACGAUAUCAAGAAUGCACUUUCUAAAGGUGAGAUGGUCAACAUAAACCUUGACUGGACUGAGGCACUUCCACACCCGGAUGAAAGGGUUGAAUAUGAAUUCUGGACGAAUAGCAAUGAUGAGUGUGGGCCAAAGUGUGAUAGCCAGAUUGAUUUUGUCAAGAACUUCAAGGGUGCAGCUCAGAUACUUGAGCGGAAGGGGCACACUCAGUUCACCCCCCGUUAUAUAACAUGGUACUGCCCUGAAGCAUUUAUUCUUAGCAAACAGUGCAAGACUCAAUGCAUCAAUCAUGGAAGGUACUGUGCUCCCGAUCCUGAGCAGGAUUUCAGUAGGGGGUAUGAUGGGAAGGAUGUCGUGGUUCAAAAUCUACGCCAAGCUUGCUUGUUCAAAGUGGCCAAUGAAAGUGGAAAUCCAUGGGUUUGGUGGGACUAUGUGACUGACUUUGCAAUCCGUUGCCCGAUGAAAGAGAAGAAAUACACCAAAGAAUGUGCUGAACAAGUUAUACAAUCACUAGGUGUUGAUCUCAAGAAGAUAAACAAUUGUAUAGGGGACCCUGAGGCAGAUGUGGACAACCCAGUUCUCAAAGCUGAACAAGAUGCACAGAUUGGCAAGGGUUCACGUGGAGAUGUGACAAUAUUGCCUACCCUCGUAAUAAAUAACAGACAAUACAGAGGUAAGUUGGACAAAGGAGCGGUUCUCAAGGCUAUUUGUUCAGGUUUCCAAGAGACCACAGAGCCAGCUAUAUGUUUAAGUGGAGAUAUAGAAACUAACGAGUGUUUAGAAAACAAUGGUGGAUGCUGGAAGGAUGGGGCAGCUAACCUUACCGCAUGCAGGGAUACUUUCCGUGGGAGAGUUUGUGAGUGCCCUAUUGUUCAAGGCAUCAAGUUUGUUGGCGAUGGUUACACUCAUUGUGAAGCUUCAGGAGCAUUACGUUGUGAAAUCAAUAAUGGAGGGUGUUGGAGAAAAACCCAAGAUGGCAGGACCUAUUCUGCUUGUGUUGAUGAUCAUACAAAAGGUUGCAAGUGUCCACCAGGAUUCAAGGGUGAUGGAGUUAACAACUGUGAAGACGUGGAUGAGUGUAAAGAGAAGCUGGCCUGCCAAUGCCCAGAGUGCAAAUGCAAGAAUACAUGGGGCAGUGUUCAAUGCAGCUGUAGCGGUGGUUCGUUAUAUAUGCAAGAACACGAUAUAUGCAUAAGUAAAAAUGCUAAUACGGAGGUCAGCUGGGGCUUCGUUUGGGCUAUUAUUCUUGGGCUGGCUGCUGCUGGAAUUGCUGGAUAUGCAAUUUACAAGUACAGAAUCCGGAGAUACAUGGAUUCGGAGAUACGGGCUAUCAUGGCACAGUAUAUGCCCUUGGAUAAUCAAGCGGAGGUCCAGGUUCACCAUGGGGACUUCUGAGGCUGGGGAUCAUGUCCUGGAAGUUUUGGGGAAAAUGAUCAUAUCAUUGUAUCAUGGACUGCGAGCCGGCAUUUUAUCUUUCCCCAUCUGCUGCCAGAAGUUGUAUUUGGGUUGCGUAUUGUUACUUAUUUUGAGAUCUUUUUUUUUUUUUGUUAUUUAUGUAAAUAGGGAGGAAAUUUUCUAAUGGAUGUACGAAGGCAUAAUAAUCGGUCCCAUUCCCACUUGAUGGUUGUGCCUUUAGCUCAUAAUAAAGAUUAAAGGGACCCCAUAAUGGAUCUUGUUUAGGCGUAUGAUGAUUUAUUCUUACUGUUGUAUGGGAAGUGUGUUAGUUCUUUGUGGUGUUUAGGUUCCCCCUGGACCAUAAAUCCAAAGAACUUCCAAGCUAAAUAUUGACUA